This is a messenger RNA of Anopheles marshallii, 912 nucleotides long. Its product is annotated as ficolin-2-like. The record is from RefSeq and is a predicted model, not a curated record. The coding region runs from base 1 to 912 and encodes 303 amino acids. The transcript has 2 exons. NCBI's taxonomy places the organism in Eukaryota, Metazoa, Arthropoda, Insecta, Diptera, Culicidae.
AUGUUGAAAAAGUGUUUGUUGCUUGUUUUGUUGGUUUGCAGUCAGACAGCGUCUGCGCAAAAUGUGGAAAAUCCUUUAAAUGGACGAGUAGAUCAAUGUGGAUACGCGCUGGGUUUGGUACUGAACAAACUUAAUACGAUGGAAUAUCGCAUCAUGGAAAAGGAGCAUCAAAUCGAGCAAAAGCUAAACAAUAUAAGCUCAAUGAUUGAACGUUUCAAGCAACCUGAAUGCAACACAACAACUCUACCGGUGUACAACCGUACAAAGGAGGAAGUGUACAGUUCGUGUAAAAAGGUGCCAUUUUCUGGUGUGUAUAAGAUUCAACCGGAAAACCCAUUCAAGGAACCGAUAACUGUGCUCUGCGAUCAAGAGUACGAAUCGGGCGGAUGGACUGUGAUACAACAUCGGUUUGACGGAUCGACGAACUUUUAUCGCAGUUGGCAAGAGUACAAGAAUGGGUUUGGAAAUUUGGACGGUGAGUUCUGGCUGGGGCUAGAUCGUAUUUAUCAGCUGACCGUUUCACGACCACAUGAGCUGGUGGUUCUGCUGGAAGAUUUCGCUGGCAACAAAACGUUUGCAUGGUACGACCAUUUCGAAAUUGGCGGCGAGAGCCAGAAGUACAACCUUACGAGAAUAGACGGAUUUUCUGGCCCGGCGGGUGAUUGUUUGGGAAAUGUGAAGGGAAUGCAGUUUUCCACCUUCGAUUCGGAUAACGACACGUGGGAAGGUAACUGUGCAGUAACUUACACCGGUGCAUGGUGGUACAGUGCUUGCCAUACCAGCAAUCUCAAUGGGAAAUAUUUGCGCGGAGAAACGAAGGAAUAUGCAACCGGGAUGGUUUGGCGAACCUUCCGUGAGUAUUUCUAUUCACUGAAAACGGCAAAAAUGAUGAUAAGACCCAAACUUAUUUGA